This is a messenger RNA of Serinus canaria (Common canary), 738 nucleotides long. Its product is annotated as basic proline-rich protein-like. NCBI's taxonomy places the organism in Eukaryota, Metazoa, Chordata, Aves, Passeriformes, Fringillidae. The transcript is spliced from 2 exons. The record is from RefSeq and is a predicted model, not a curated record. The coding region runs from base 1 to 738 and encodes 245 amino acids.
AUGAAGUUGACAAAGGACAAUGAGGAGCCCGGAGACUCCGGCACUUACCCGGCGAAGAGCAGCCCGCUGAGAGGCACCCGGGCCCCCGAGGACGGGGCGCUGCUCCCGGCUCUCCCUGCCCGCGGCCAAGGGCGGCCCCGCGCCCGCCCGGCGAAGGAGCGGCGCGGGCAGCGCUCGGCAGCCCGGCGCCAUUGCUGCCCGACCGUCGGCAGCCCCGCUCGGCAGCCCGGCUCGCCGCCCUCCGAAGCCCCGGUGCCCACAGAGUGCCGGGCCCGAUUUGGCGCCCGGGAGCGGCACCGAGGGCGCCCGCCGGGCGUCUCCGGCGCGAGCGGCGGGGACAGCGCCGGGAGACGGGCGGGAGCUGCGGCUGCUCCCCGGCCAUCUUGUGCCGUGUGUGUGAGGGAGCCUCCGCCGUCUCCUCUCAACUCCUUGCUCCCCUCCCCCCGCACAACAUGGCCGCCCGGUCGCUCCUCACUGCGGCGGGGAAGGGGCGGCACCGCGCGCGCGCCCCUCCCCUCCCCGCCCUCGGCUGCGCGCGCGCCGCCCGCCUGGGCCCCGCGCGCUCCGGCGCCGCGGCCUCCCAUUGGCCCCCGCUCCCCAACUCAGCCGCCCCCCAUUGGCUCCCGCCGCCUCCUCGCGCGCCGGCCGCAGCAGCCGCCCCUCAGGGGGAGGCGGGAGCGGGAGCAGGAGCGGCCGCCGCCCCCUCCCAGCUGCACCUGGCCGGGCCGUCCCACCUGA